AUGUCUCAGUCCGCAAACACAUACUCGGUUGCACGGGUUUACGCCGAUGCCAACGAAAAACGAGACCGGGAGUAUUGGGACUACGAAAACUACAAGAUCCAGUGGGGCCAGAUUGGCAACUACGAGAUCGUCGAAAAGAUUGGUCGCGGAAAGUAUUCCGAGGUGUUCACAGGGCUUAAUGUGCUGAACAAUAAGCCAUGUGUGAUCAAGGUGUUGAAACCGGUUAAGCUGAAGAAGAUUUACCGUGAAAUCAAAAUUCUCAAGAACCUGACUGGGGGUCCCAACAUUGUCAUUUUGUAUGACCUGAUACAGGAUUCGCAAUCGCGGAUUCCAGCACUGAUUUUCGAGAAAGUCAAUAAUGUGGACUUCCGGAUUCUGUACCCCAAAUUCUCGCGGAACGACGUUCGUUUCUACUUCACGCAGUUACUCCAAGCGCUGGAUUACAGCCAUUCCAUGGGCAUAAUCCACAGAGAUGUUAAGCCUCAAAAUGUUAUGAUAGACCCCACCACCAAGACGCUCAAGCUGAUUGACUGGGGUCUGGCUGAAUUUUACCAUCGCGGCAUGGACUUCAAUGUCCGUGUGGCAAGUAGAUAUCACAAGGGGCCCGAAUUGCUGGUGAAUUUGCAACAGUAUGACUAUUCGCUGGAUCUCUGGUCCGUUGGUGCGAUGAUUGCUGCGAUUGUGUUCAAAAAAGAACCUUUCUUCAAGGGUGACUCCAACAACGACCAGUUGGUGAAGAUCGCCAAGGUGUUGGGCACCAAAGACCUCACCAAAUAUUGCAAUAAGUACGGAAUCGAGCUUUCUUCUGAAUAUGAUGCGAUUUUGGGAGAGUACCCACGCAAGGAAUGGCGAGCAUUUAUCAACGACAACAACAGAGCCCUUUCCGAUGACCCGGUGGUGAUUGAUUUAAUCGAUAAUCUGCUUCGCUACGACCACCAGAACAGACUGACUGCUAAGGAGGCUAUGGACCACGAGUUCUUUCACGGAAAGUAA
Molecule: messenger RNA, 993 nt
Organism: Kuraishia capsulata CBS 1993
Lineage: Eukaryota; Fungi; Ascomycota; Pichiomycetes; Pichiales; Pichiaceae
Exons: 1
Coding region: 1-993 (330 amino acids)
Biological process (GO): regulation of transcription by RNA polymerase III; DNA damage response; regulation of transcription by RNA polymerase I
Cellular component (GO): nucleus; cytosol; protein kinase CK2 complex
Molecular function (GO): protein serine/threonine kinase activity; ATP binding
Source: RefSeq, a predicted model, not a curated record